Labeo rohita (rohu) is the source of this 7546-nucleotide messenger RNA. RefSeq names its product glycerol-3-phosphate acyltransferase 4. The record is from RefSeq and is a predicted model, not a curated record. Gene Ontology annotation, molecular function: glycerol-3-phosphate O-acyltransferase activity. Gene Ontology annotation, biological process: triglyceride biosynthetic process. The transcript is spliced from 13 exons. The coding region runs from base 554 to 1963 and encodes 469 amino acids. NCBI's taxonomy places the organism in Eukaryota, Metazoa, Chordata, Actinopteri, Cypriniformes, Cyprinidae. Gene Ontology annotation, cellular component: endoplasmic reticulum.
GGUGUGGUCAGAGACACGCGUCAGUUUGUACGUCACUCACGACAUGCGGAUCUUCGGUCUCGCAUCCUUUCCGUGACAGUCUGUUCUGCCGGUGUCGGGUGAGCACGAUGAGGAAGCCGCGCCUUCUGCCUGAAAACGAAGCAGCUCCAUAAAUCGCCGAGUAAGUGCUUCUAUAGAUACCAGCUCACGUGAUGCUCGGGUGAGCGGCGUGUCUGUAAAAUGAUCGAGUUCUGAGUGAAGACCUGCCAACUUAUGUGAGCCUACAGGCAUCUGAAUUGCCAGUGUUGAAGAAUAUGCAUCAUUAAAAGCAAAGUAAAUCGCCCCUGGGCAGGGCUGCACGCAGAAUGAUGUGUUUGCUUCAUCCAGUCGUGCAGCAGUGGGAAUGAAAGACUUUAUGAUGUCACUUGUCAUCUUUAUGGACUCGUACCACCUUGUGUUUUGGAGACUUUGACCCUAAAAGUGCCUGAGAAAGCUGCCUUUUGGGGUGUCCACCUUCCUUUUCUAAUUUAUUUAUUUUCUUUCUAAAAACAGAGCACUUUUUCAUUUUGUAAAGAUGGGGCCUUUUAUGUCUCCAUUCAAUAAUUUGCUGUGUAUGCUGUUGGGCAUCUCUUUCACUGUCUGGUUCACACUGCUCUUGGUCUUCAUCAUCGUUCCUGCCAUUUUCGGUCUGUCGUUCGGUAUCCGUAACCUCUACAUGAAGACGCUGCUCAAGGUGUUUGAGUGGGCCACAGUGAGGAUGGAAAGAGGAGCCAAAGAGAAGAACCAUCUUCUGUACAAGCCUUACAGUCUUAAUGGCAUUAUUGCUAAAGAACCAACAUCGCUGGAAGAGGAGCUCAAAGGGAUUCGGCGGAACGGCAGCAGCCGGGAUUUGAAUGGCUCCGCCUCCACCACCACAGGCCCCUCCCCUUCAUCGUCAGAAUUUGAAAUGUCAGACACCUUUUACUUUUGCCGCCGUGGCAUUGAAAGCAUCGUAGACGAUGAGGUUACCAAAUGUUUCUCAGCAGAGGAGCUUGAGUCGUGGAACUUGCUGACCAGGAGCAACUAUAACUUCCAUCACAUUAGCACCAGACUAACAGUGCUGUGGGGUCUCGGUGUUGUCAUCCGUUAUGGAUUCCUGCUGCCCCUCAGGUUAACAUUAGCAAUCACAGGAGUGAGCCUUUUGGUUGUCUUCACUACCAUGAUUGGUUUUCUGCCCAACGGAAGCAUGAAAAAUUUUCUCAGUGAGAAAGUGCACCUGAUGUGUUACCGUAUCUGUGUGAGAGCGCUGACUGCUAUCAUCACAUACCAUCACAGUGAAAAUAAACCCAAGAAUGGAGGCAUCUGUGUCGCCAACCACACAUCACCCAUUGACGUCAUUAUACUGGCCAGUGACGGAUGCUAUGCAAUGGUGGGACAGAUCCAUGGGGGUCUGAUGGGUCUCAUUCAGAAAUCUAUGGUGAAAGCUUGUCCACACAUUUGGUUUGAGCGCUCAGAAGUCAAAGAUCGCCAUCUAGUGGCUAAAAGGUUGAGCGAUCAUGUGAAAGACAAAAGCAAACUGCCCAUCCUCAUAUUCCCAGAAGGUACCUGCAUUAAUAACACAUCAGUCAUGAUGUUCAAGAAAGGAAGCUUUGAAAUCGGCUCAACCGUCUACCCAGUCGCCAUAAAGUAUGACCCUCGGUUUGGGGAGGCUUUCUGGAACAGCAGCAAGUUUGGGAUGGUGAAUUACCUACUCCGGAUGAUGAGUAGUUGGGCUAUCGUCUGCAGCGUGUGGUACCUGCCUCCGAUGAGCCGCCAGGAAGGUGAAGAUGCAGUGCAGUUUGCUAACAGAGUAAAAGCAGCCAUUGCCAGACAGGGUGGUCUGGUGGACCUUCUGUGGGACGGUGGGUUGAAAAGAGGGAAAGUGAAAGAGACUUUUAAAGAGGAGCAACAAAAACUCUACAGCAAGAUUUUGGUUGGAACGCAAGAGGACCGUAGUCGUUCUUGAGGAGAGGAAGAUGAUUCAGGUGAGAACCUGGAGGCCAAGAAACGGUUCAGAGACCUGGACAACGACGUUAUGGUUUUGUUUUACAUCAGAUAACAAGAACCGUCCUUGUUUAAUUGUUCAUGUUUAUGAGGACCAGAGCGUGUCCAGUGUUAGGUCAGAUCGUGAUCAAAACACCAUGAGAUGUGUUUUGAUGCAUAAUGUUUCUUUGACUGAAGUCAAUGUAGCGUGAUUCAGUCUGCAGUGGCCGAGUCACUCAUGAGGAGUCGUAAGGACGCAAUACAACAGUUUAAUGGUUUCUCUCUCCUUUUAUAUUCAUUACUUGGUUAGUUUUUGUUUUCUUUCAUUAUCAUUUACUCUUAACGUGUCAUUAGGAUGCAGCAAACUAUUAAAUUUGAUGGCCAUGUAUGGUCGAAGGAAACGCCUCAUCAGGCUGCACAUAGGCGUCCGAGAGCAUUUCCAUUUCUUUGCUAUACUUCUGCUGCGUGAGUCACUUCAAUCCUAGAUUUUAACAGGAGAAAACAGCAGAAAUAUGCAUGGAAAACUUGCAAUUUGUUUUGAAGACAUCAAGGUUAUCCUGACCUUUGCAGAUAAUCUGCACUGACUUUUCAAAAUACCUCUGUAUAAACAAUCAAACCUGUGUGAAGGGUUUGAGUAGAGUUUGUUUUAUUUUUUUUCUCAUCCUUGUGCGAAAGAUCCACAACUCUUGCCAUUUCCAUUCAUAUCUGGAAGUCAAAUUAUAAGAGUCUUAAUGACAUUGGCUAAGUGACGGCCAAUUGAAAACUCUAUGAGCUGUUGUUCAGGUACUGCACACAUUCAAAUUAAAACCAUUGUUUGUGAUGUUUAAACAACACUAUGCAGCAUGUACUGUAUAUAUGCAACCAGUGUUUCCUACAGGAUUGUUUUCAGAUAAAACUUGUUAAACAAUAACACAUUUUUUCAACACAUCAGUAACAUUUUUUUAAUUAAAUACAUUUUUCACAACAAAACUCUAAAAUUCUGUUGCACAGUUUUCAGUUCUGGGCUCAUUUUGAGCGAGUAAUCAGAUUUGAUUGAAUAAGAUGUCUGAUUAUUUGUGUGUGCGAUUUUUGUCUAUUCAGACCAAUGCAUAAAAACUGCAGACAAGAUGAAUGAACAUGAAAAUUCACAGGCUAGUGCUGUCAAAUUGAUUAAUGGCAUCCAAAAUAAACGUUUGUGUUUACAUAAUAUAUGUGCUGUGUAUAUGUAAAAUACACAAAUGUAUAUUUAUAUAUUUAAGAAAUAUUUACACGCAUGUAUGUGUUCAUAUUUAUAUGUUAUCCUGGACCACAAAACCAGUCUUAAGUAGGAUGGGUAUAUUUGUAGCAGUAGCCAAAAAUACAUUAUAUUGUAUUAUUGAUUUCUUUUUUUUUUUAUAUUUAUUUAUUUUUUUUUUCCUCCAUGAAGAUAUUUUGUAAAUUUCCUACUGUAAAUGUAUCAAAACUUAAUUUUUGUUUAGUAAUAUGCAUUGCUAAAAAACUUCAUUUGGACAACUUUAAAGGUGAUUUUUUUCUUCAGAUUCCAGAUAUUCAAAUAGUUGUGUCUCGACCAAAUAUUGUGCUAUCAUAACAAACCAUACAUCAAUGGAAAGCUUAUUCAAUUAAGUUUAUUCAAUUAAAUCUCAAUAAAAAAAAAUAAAAAAUCUACUCUUAUGACUGGUUUUUGUGGUCCAGGAUAACAUAUAAAUAUGAACGCAUAUAUACGUGUAAAUAUUUUUUAAAUUUAUAAAGGGUCACAUAUAUGAUUUAUAUUAUAUUAUAAACAUAAAUAUUAGUGCUGUCAAUGAUUAAUCGUAAUUAAUCGCAUCCAAAAUAUGAAAAGUUUGCAUUUACGUAAUAUAUGUGUGUGUAUAUUUUUACGUAUAUAUAAAUAUACACACAUGCAUGUAUAUUUUAGGCAAAAUAUGUUAUGUUUAUAUUUUAAAAUAUAUAUAAUAUCAUUUAUAUGAAUAUAAAUAUAUACAUGUAAAUAUUUUCAAACUAUGUAUUGUAUGUAUGUGUGUAUUUAUAUAUACAUAAUAAAUAUACACAGUAUACACAUAAAUGAUAAAUAAACAACUUUCAUUUUGGAUGUGAUUAAUCACGAUUAAUCGUUUGACAGCAUUAAAAAUAAAUAUUACAUUUAUUUCUUAAAUAUAUACAUGUAUGUGUGUAUAUUUGUAUAUACAUAUGAAUAUACACAGCACACGCACAUAUGUAAAUGCAAACUUUUAUUUUUGAUGCGAUUAAUUGAUUUGACAUUAGUCUUAAACAGGCCUUUACUGAACUUUAAAAUGUCACGUCGUUGCAAAUUAAGCUUUAGUGCAACAAUGUCCAGAGUACCCAUGCGGGAAACACUGUAUGCAACUAACUAGCUCUAAAACUAAAACACUAAAGGGCUCAUAAUAAAGCAGAAUGAAAAAGUAGUAUUUUCACAACGUGCUCUGUAAAUAGAAAGGCUGCGUCUGAAAUCGCAUACUCUCUUACUUUUGAAUAAUUACUUCACAACUGCUACAAAAGUCUGGAUGUACUAUACGUCAUGUUGCAAUUGUCUUGUGUCUUAUAGUAGUAGCGUCAUUCACUUUUCACCCACUUUUUUUAUGAAUACUGUGAAUUCGUACAUACUACUCGUACUGUUUUUUUUUGCCUACUAUAUGGGAAGUUUGCUACUGCAGAUGUAGCCUAUGUGUAUCAGUGGUCUUUCAUUUCAGGACUAUGUUUGGUUACAACCACUGACGAAACAAGAUUUUGUUUGUUUAGCUUUUUGUAACCUGAUUCUCAAAUGACACUCCAGCUGUGAAGCUUUUAAUAUCAACCCUUAUAUGGGUGUGUGCAGCCAUCUUGCACCAACUUAGAUGGUUAUUUUUAGUUUUUCUCAUUCAACCAUCAUCAUUCACUAGUCUUGUGUAAAAGCAACAUUUCUCACAGAGCCUGGUUAUCAGCUCUCAAGAAGGCGUGUACUGUACGAUAUAGUUCCCCCAACGGUUUUUCACUCAAGAAAGUGAGAUUAUGUGAAAAAUGAAACUGAAUUGGCCACAAGUGGUGUGGUACUUCACUAAUUACAGCUUUAAAGACAAGUCAGUCUUCAACUGACUUUAACAGUCAUAAACAGAUUGAAUAUAAUUAAAGUGUACAGCUCAGCUGUGAUCUGAAAUAGCACGGAUACAUACCAGCAUGUGAAUCAGUUCAGCUGCUGGGCUCAAUAUGUGGGAAUGACUCUGUAGAGUUACUGAGUGCAUUUAAAUGGCCCUGUGGAAACAUAGAGAGGUCAGAUAAACGUGAUCGAUCACAGUGUAUCAUAUACAGCUAAAACCUUUAUUUAAGGUGUGAUGUAGUUCUCAGCUUUAUGAGAAGUUCAACUGGAGAUCCUAGAACAGCUCAGUUGGAGGGAGUCACUGAUCAUGUAGGACUAAUACUAAUUCACCUCUUUUUUUCAGUGUUUUUGCAGUUCCUCAUUAGUUCAGUAUCCUCCUGCGAUCCAGCAGUUAUUCUUAAAACUGCCUUAUGCUUUUCAGAGAUACAAAACUUUAGCGGUUUGGCCAUGACGACUUCCUCUUAUUGUUUUUAAAAAAGGUCUGACAUCACAAAAACAUGUACUUCAGCAAAGUAAAUAAAUUAUUUUUAAAAAAUCUGUAUUACAGUAGUACAGUGGUAUUGUUUUAUGUUGUAACUUCCACUGUCGUAAAGUACACUGCCCUUCAAAAGUUUGGGAUCAGUAAGAUUUUUAAUUUUUUAAUGGACUGCUCAUCAAGGCUGUACUUAUUUGAUCAAAAAUACAGAAAAAAUAGUAAUAUUGUGAAAUAUUAUUGCAAUUUCUAAUAUUGGUUUCCUAUUUUAAUAUACUUUAAAAUAUAAUUUAUUUCUAUGACGCAGCACUGAAUUUUCAUCAUCAUUACUCCAGUCUUCAGUGUCACACGGUCCUUCAGAAAUCAUUCUAAUAUGCUGAUUUAUUAUCAGUGUUUGAAACGGUUGUACUGCUUAAUAUUUUUUUGGAAUCUGUGAUACUUUUUUUCUUUGAUUCUUUGAUGAAUAAGAAGUUCUAAAGAACAUCAUUUAUUUAAAAUAGAAAUCUUUUCUAACAAUGUAAGUCUUUACUAUUACUUUUUAUCCAUUUAACACAUCCUUGCUGAAUAAAGGUAUUAAUUUCUUUUUUUAAAAAAAGAAAAAAAUUGCUCACCCUAAACUUUUGAAUAGUAGUGUACAUUGUAACACAGAAUUUCUAUUUUAAAUAAACACUGUUCUUUUUGACUUUUUAUUAAUCAAAGUAUCCUGAAAAAAGUAUGACAGGUCCCAAAAAUAUUAAGCAGCACAACUGUUUCCAGCAUUGAUGAUAAAUUUGAUUACAGGAAUAAAUUAGAUUUUAAUGUAUAUUAAAAAAUACAAAACUUUUAUUUUAAAUUGUAAUAAUAUUUCACAAAAUUUUGAUCAAACAGAUACAGCCUUGAUGAGUAUAAGAAACUUAAAAAAAAAAAAAAAACAUUAAAAAUCUUACUGAUCCCCAAUUUUUGAACAGCAGUGUAUGCUCGUUAUAGCUACAUUUAUUUAAUCAAAAAUACAGUAAAAAGUAAUAUUAUUACAAUUUAAAAAUACCAGUUUUCUAUUUUCAAAAAUAUUUAAAAAUCUAAUUAAUUUAUUCCUGUGAUGCAAAGCUGAAUUUUCAGCAUCAUUACUCCAGUCUUCAGUGUCACACGAUCCUUCAGAAGUCAUUCUAGUAUGCUGAUAUAUUUUUAAAAAAAACAGCAUUUAUUUAAAAUGGAAAUAUUUUAUAACAUUUUAAAUGUCUUCUAUUCGUUCAGAUCCAUUUUAUAUAUCCUUGCAUUACGUGUAAAUUGUGUGUGUAUAUAAUUUAUUUGUAAGUUGUCAAAAAUAGAUAUUUUCUUCUCACGUGGUAAAUUUGUAAAAAAAAAAAAAAAAUAAAAAUAAAAAUAAAAAAGUCAUAUGAAAUAUGACAAAAUUUGGCUAAAUUUCUUUGUAUUGCAAGUUGCAAAACAUCUGUUAAUAUAAACUUGCUUCCUGCCUUCAUUUGUUUAACUGUGUCCUGAUGUCCGCAACAAAAGACAUGCAGUAAAUUAUGAUUCCCGCCCAUGUUUUUCAUUUCAAGUCAUUGGAAAGUUAAAAACAUUACAAAAUCUUAAACAAACAAAAAACUUCUUUUGCUGACUCUCAGGAGGAUACAUAACAUGUCUAUGCUAUGGUUUCUUUCCUACACUAAAAAUAAAGAAUUGGAAUCAGUGGUUCCAUGUAGAGCCUUUAACCUUUAAAGUCAACCUUUCCAUUCCACAGAAGGUUCUUUAUGGUGGAAAAAGGUUCUUUAGAUCUUUCAGGUGUUCUUUACACAUUAAAAAGAACAGUUCUUUUAAGAACUAUUCUUUAAAAGGUUCUUUGGGGAACACUACGGUGUAUGUGUGCAUGGGACAAGGGUUUAUCUGUCAUAACAGCAUCGCCGGUGAUUUGACUGCUGCCAUGCUCUGAAACAGCACCUUGCCAAUACAUCCAUCUAUAUGUCACUGACUGAUAUAUUAGUAUGUGAUACAGUAUGUACAACUGUAUAAAUAUGUCAUAUAUGUAAAUAAAAGAACUUCAGCACUUC